Pectinophora gossypiella (pink bollworm) is the source of this 609-nucleotide messenger RNA. Its product is annotated as probable H/ACA ribonucleoprotein complex subunit 4. NCBI's taxonomy places the organism in Eukaryota, Metazoa, Arthropoda, Insecta, Lepidoptera, Gelechiidae. Bases 53 to 325 code for a protein of 90 amino acids. The record is from RefSeq and is a predicted model, not a curated record. The transcript has 5 exons.
CGGAUUUUUCAUUUUGUCGUAUCUGUCACUCGUUGAAUAUCUAAUAAGAAACAUGUUGAGUACUUCCAAAUUGGUUAUUGUACUAGGCAUUACUGUUAUGGUAUUGGCGUUAGUGGCAGAUAAUGAAGUAAAUGCACUGCCCGCUCCUGUACCGAAGCCCUGCGGACAGUGGCAUAAAGAAAAACCAAAGGAAAAACCAGAUAAGGACGAAAAAAAAGAUAAACCUAAGGACGACAAAAAAGAUAAACUUAAGGACGCCAAAAAAGAUAAGAAAGAGAAGAAAAAAGAAUUGCUUAAACUUCUGAAAGAUUUCUUCGAUAUGUAAUGACAACUCCCUACUGAAGAAUCACACUGGUGGAGCUGCGACAUGAAGAUAUUAUAUUUUGGUACAUUUUGUAUGUAAUAAACUGUAUUAUUGUAUAGUUAAUGAGGGAUUUUCCAUUCGACGUUUCCCAAAAACACGAUAGAUGGCGUUGUUAAGUUUUUUUUCGUUUAAUCUUCUAAUUUCAUGGAUAACAGACAUAAUUAUGCAUAUUUUAUCUUUGUUUUUGGGUAUAAAUGAUGACCCUUUAUAUUACACCAAGGUACAAUUACAAGUUCCACCCAUUA